UGUAUGUGCGUGUUACCACGAUGAAAAUAUGUACUUUGCCAAUUUUGAUUGAGCUUGCAUAGUACACAUUAGAAGAUAGAAGAGCAAGUUUUAUUACACUGGCAUCUUCCUCCUGUAUUAUACUGACAGCUACGAGUUUCUUCAGACUUCAUGCGUUUCGCACUGUACAUGCUCUUAGUGGACUGAUUUACUGCGACAACCACGUGCACCAUACACUACUGUGCGAUCAUGGAUAAAGAAACGAACCCCACGACUGUUACCAUGGAAACUACAGACAGUUCAGCCAGUAAACCUGAGACAUCACAGUCGAGUAUGCCUGGGAGCACACCAAUUCCGCGCAUUGAAGAGGAUAGUAAGGGCAAGCGUGCCAGAGAGGAUGAUGGCGCACCCAGAGAUGCAGAUAAGGCAAAUGUUAGUAAGGAUGUUGACCGAGAUACUACAAUAACGCCUAUUGGCAUGAAAUCCGAUGCACAAACAAGUGGUAAUAUGGGAGAUAUUGCCCGCAAACGGUACAAGCAAAGUCGAUCGACGCACAGCAACCCCAACAAGCAAGGCACUGCGCAACAUCGACGGAAGUCUACAACACAGCGACAGCAGUUGAAAACGCAAGCAUAUGCACUGUUGCAGUUGCAAUCACAGUCAUACACAGGCACUGUUCUAGAGGGAAGGGAGGAGAGGUUAGCGCACGGAGAGUCUUUCGAUAGCACAUUGCGACAAAUGAGUGAGGCCAGUAUGGUUGGGAACGCCACCAUAGAGGAUGGACAGCCUGGCAACGGUGGUAACCAUGGCAGCCGUCAUAGGCGUAAGAGUAGCAACAGCCAGAGUCACAGCAGACAGAAUAGCAAUGUGGGGGGUGGUCGAGGUGGCCACAACAACAACGACAACAACAACAACAGGAACAUCACAAACAAUACGAGCCAAAAUAGUAAGGGCAGGCUCAAUUCCGGUCAUAAGCAUCAGAAUGAGCCGCAAAGCGGUUCUAAAAGUAAUUUCAGCAGACCAACCAUUCACUACUGCACUGGCAAGGGCAGCAACAACGAGGCCACCGAUCAACGGGCGACGGCUACUGAGCCUGGGCGGAAUAAGAGAAGAAAGCGAUGGCGACACAGCAAGACACGAACGAGUGCUUCCCACGGUACUCAAGGGGAUGCUGGAGAUACGCGUGCAGAGACAGGGGUUAACCAAGACCAAGAGGAGCAACAUGCUAAUGCAGACAAUGGGGAUCUAAUGCACGCAAGUGUGGAGACGAUGAGUUUAAAGCCAAGCGUGACCGUCGACGGGGGUACCAAAAGCAUCGAUGGUAGCAGAAAGGAUAUGCGGUUCAGAUUCGGCAAUUACUUGCACUACUACGGAUAUAGAACACCUCAAGAGGAAUUUGAUCCAAGAAUAUUAGCGAUGCAACGGCGCUGGUUCGCCGACAAAGAUGUGCUUGAUAUUGGCUGCAAUGUGGGCAAUGUAUCGCUUGCUAUAGCACAAGACUUCAAGGCCAAGUCGGUGGUGGGCAUAGACAUUGACGAGACGCUUAUUAGGCGGGCCAAAGGGAAUCUCAAGAUCACUGAGUCGUUAAGGCCCACGAAUACAAGCCAUGGCACGCACACAGAGACAACCUCGGCAGUCACCUCCACAUCUGCACUGCCAACAACGUUCCCCAUGUCCUUUGCCAUGUGUUUGGGGCCCAUUCCGAUUGUGCCGCCAACGCACGAGGACGACACUCACUCCGCCACGGAGCAGGAGCACAUUCCGGAGCAACCCAAGAGAUACCCGCAUAAUGUCGAGUUCAGGACGCUGAAUGUCGUCGGGAUGGAGAUUACUGAGCCCGAAUACGACACUGUGCUGUGCCUCAGCGUGGUGAAGUGGAUACAUCUCAACUGGGGCGACGAGGGUGUGUACACAUUCUUCAGGAACGUGCUCAAGCUGCUCAGGCCGGGCGGAUUAUUCGUCUUUGAACCACAGCCGUGGAAAUCAUACAAGAAGAAUCGCUAUAUGCAUCAAGACCUCCAGAAGAUGUACCAGACACUCAAGUUCAUGCCUGAUACGUUCCUGGGCUAUCUCACCAGUGAGGAGGGGGGCUUCACACAUGUGGACACCGCGGUCGUGCAGCAAACGGCGAAACAGGGUUUCAAUCGACCCAUCUAUAUACUGCGUAAAGAUAAUUCUACCGACAAACCACAGGAACGGGAAGAGUUAAGAGACAAGGAGUUAAGGAAAAGGCGUGAACUACGUGAUAAAGAGGCCCGGGAACGAAGAGAAGAACGUAAUAAAGAGCAUUGA
Sphaeroforma arctica JP610 is the source of this 2271-nucleotide messenger RNA. RefSeq lists its product as hypothetical. The record is from RefSeq and is a predicted model, not a curated record. Bases 229 to 2271 code for a protein of 680 amino acids. The transcript is spliced from 7 exons. Gene Ontology annotation, biological process: snRNA modification. Gene Ontology annotation, molecular function: O-methyltransferase activity; snRNA binding; RNA methyltransferase activity. Lineage: Eukaryota; Ichthyosporea; Ichthyophonida.